GAGCCUGGGUCAAGGUCUUGCCAUCUCCAGAGCUCCAGGAAGGCCAGGCUGUGGUCCUGAGCUGCCAGGUGCCCACGGGGGCCCCUGAGGAGUCCUCAUACCUCUGGUUUCGGGACGGCCAGCCCCUCCAUGAGUCAACCUCAGCCACGCUGCGCAUUGCAGCCAUUACUCCGAAGCUUGCUGGCGCCUACCAUUGCCAAGUUGAGGCCCCAGGCUCAGCUACCAGCCUCGCUGCCCCCAUCAGCCUGCAUGUGUCCUAUGCCCCACGCCAGGCCACACUCACCACCCUGAUGGACAUGGGCUCAGGACGACUGGGCCUCAUCCUGUGCCAUGUGGACAGUGACCCUCCAGCCCAGCUACGACUGCUCCACGGAGACCACCUGGUAGCCUCCACCCUGCAAGCUCUGGAGGAAGACUCAAGCAGCGAUCCCCGGCUACGUGUGUCCGUGACAGCCAACACACUGCGCCUGGAGAUCCACAACACAGUGCUGGAAGAUGAAGGCACCUACACCUGCGAGGCCACCAACUCCCUGGGGCAGGCCUCAGCUUCGGCUGACUUUGAUGCCCAGGGUCAGUGUGUGU
This is a messenger RNA of Fukomys damarensis (Damara mole-rat), 582 nucleotides long. RefSeq names its product sialoadhesin-like. Lineage: Eukaryota; Metazoa; Chordata; Mammalia; Rodentia; Bathyergidae. The transcript has 2 exons. The annotation marks the transcript as partial. The record is from RefSeq and is a predicted model, not a curated record.